AUGCAGCAUCCGAGUGACCAACCUACCUAUAUGCCAGAGGUACCCUUUCAGCCACUGUGGGGUCAGGAGGCGCCACCGCCGCCGCCGCCCAUAGUUCCCUACCAAGAUCUCAUUGCAGGUUUCCCCUGCUCCGAUUUAUCACUCUGGCAAAGAUCUCAGGUGACUCCACUCGUCAAUCAGCGUCCAACAACCAAUGGCCGCUCGCACGGCUCCACCUCCUCCAGUUCGAAGAAAACGCGACGCCGCGUAGCUUCCAUGGCCCAGAGGCGGGCUGCGAAUAUUCGUGAACGCCGUCGCAUGUUCAACCUAAACGAAGCCUUUGACAAGUUGCGACGGAAAGUGCCCACMUUUGCCUACGAGAAACGGCUGUCACGCAUUGAGACCCUGCGGCUGGCCAUCACCUACAUUGGCUUCAUGGCGGAGUUGUUGAACGGCACACCCUCUAAUAGCCACAAAACCCGCUCGGACAUGUACGGCGGUAUGAAUGGACAUCAUCAUUCAGGGAGUGUGCCACCAGGUCCUCCAAUGCAUCCCCAUCCCCAUUUGCAUCCGGCGGCCUAUCAGCGUGACUUUGCCUCGCCUUACAAUCACAGCUUGACGUAGGAUGAAAUCUAAAGAGGAGUAUAACAAUAUUAUAUAAAGUUCUCUGUUACUAU
Drosophila arizonae is the source of this 656-nucleotide messenger RNA. RefSeq names its product 48 related 3 (gene Fer3). Gene Ontology annotation, biological process: developmental process; regulation of transcription by RNA polymerase II. Lineage: Eukaryota; Metazoa; Arthropoda; Insecta; Diptera; Drosophilidae. Gene Ontology annotation, molecular function: RNA polymerase II transcription regulatory region sequence-specific DNA binding; protein dimerization activity; DNA-binding transcription factor activity, RNA polymerase II-specific. The record is from RefSeq and is a predicted model, not a curated record.